GAAAACAAAAACCAACAGGGGAAGAAAACAAUUGCAAACAGGUUCUCGAUUUGUGGCUGGACAAUCAACUGACUGGCCCCUUAACUUGGCUUUGGCUAUCAGUUAGUAGCUCGGAAGAAAGUGAACUGACGACAUCGGAGGUUUUGGGAUUAGUCUGUUGUUGGAAGGCAGUCCAGAAGGCAGUGAAUUCUGGCAGAAGAUUUUUGGAUCAAGUAAAGGACAAUAAGAUUCGGGAGUUUAAUUUCGGAAUAGUGUCUGCUGUGCUCACCAGUUAAUAUCAAGAAGCCAAAAUGAUGAAAAAUGUGGAAAAAGUUCAACUGGUGCGGCAGCUUAACAAAUUGAUUCGGACAGCGGAUCCGAUCAUUUUGAAUCGUAACGGCGCAGUUCUGUUGGCGACAAAUGGAGUGGCUCGGGGAGAAUCAGUACGAAUGGCUUCGUCCAUCUCAAAUUCCAAUGCCAAAAAUAUGUCCACCACUGUGACGGUCGCGAAAACGGACCUCUACAAUGGCACUGCUGCUGCUGGGGACUCGCAUGAUAAAGUGAUUCAGAAGGGCACCCCGGGACCCUCCUCGCAGGCCGUAUUCGAUCGGGAGGACAAAUUCGGAGCCCACAACUACCACCCGCUGCCGGUGGCACUGGCCCGCGGUGAAGGCGUCUACGUGUGGGACGUCGAAGGCAAGCGGUACUACGAUUUCCUUAGCGCGUAUUCGGCCGUGAAUCAGGGCCACUGCCACCCGAAGAUUGUCCGGGCCCUGACCGAGCAGGCCCAGGUGCUGGCUCUGACCUCGAGGGCUUUCUACUCAAACGUAUUGGGAGAGUACGAGGAGUUCAUCACCAAAUUGUUCGGUUUCGAUAAAGUUCUUCCGAUGAACACUGGAGUCGAAGGAGGUGAAACGGCCUGUAAGCUGGCUCGCAAGUGGGCCUACAAGGUUAAGAAGGUCCCGAACAACAAGGCCAAGAUUGUAUUUGCGGAAGGUAACUUCUGGGGUCGAACCCUGGCCGCGGUAUCCUCUUCAAAUGAUCCCAGCAGCUUCGAAGGUUUUGGACCGUUUAUGCCAGGCUUCGAGCUGGUCCCGUACAACGACACAGCUGCUCUAGAAAAAGCUCUACAGGACCCCAACGUGUGCGCCUUCAUGGUUGAACCGAUCCAGGGUGAAGCUGGAGUGGUCGUUCCGGAUGAGGGAUACCUAAAGAAGGUCCGCGAACUGUGCACCAAGUACAAUGUACUAUUCAUAGCCGAUGAAGUCCAAACUGGUCUAGCAAGAACCGGUCGAAUGUUGGCCGUGGAUCACGAACAAGUUAAACCCGAUAUCCUCAUUCUGGGUAAGGCUCUUUCCGGCGGACUGUAUCCGGUAUCAGCCGUUCUCGCUAACGACGACGUAAUGCUCUGUAUCAAACCCGGUGAGCACGGAUCUACUUACGGUGGAAAUCCUCUAGGCUGCAAAGUGGCUAUGGCUGCCCUUCAGGUGCUGGCUGAUGAAAAGUUAGCAGAGAACGCUGAACGCAUGGGUCGUAAAUUGAGAGAAUCCCUAUCCGAACUACCGAAGGAUGUGGUCAGUAUUGUUCGUGGAAAAGGUCUGCUCAAUGCCAUCGUCAUCAAUGCCAAAUACGACGCAUGGGAGGUUUGUUUGAGGCUGAAGGAAAACGGUCUGAUUGCCAAACCCACGCAUGGAGAUAUCAUUCGGUUUGCACCCCCGCUGACCAUCAACGAGGAACAGAUUGAGGAGUGUUCGAAGAUCAUUAAGUCUACCAUCAUGUCGUUUGCCAACGGACAGUAGAAGCGGUUAUCAGUUUUUUUUUUGAAGUUUAUUGUAUAUGUGCAUUUAUGUUCUUUUUCAUUUGUGAGCGGUAUUUUUAGAACAGUUUAUUAUAUUAUAUGUUGAAUAAAGUUUUUAUACAAAACAAAA
Molecule: messenger RNA, 1907 nt
Organism: Uranotaenia lowii
Lineage: Eukaryota; Metazoa; Arthropoda; Insecta; Diptera; Culicidae
Gene: Oat
Product: ornithine aminotransferase, mitochondrial
Exons: 3
Coding region: 291-1778 (495 amino acids)
Cellular component (GO): cytoplasm
Molecular function (GO): L-ornithine transaminase activity; identical protein binding; pyridoxal phosphate binding
Source: RefSeq, a predicted model, not a curated record